Messenger RNA from Aplysia californica (California sea hare), 2967 nucleotides. RefSeq names its product solute carrier family 23 member 1. Gene Ontology annotation, cellular component: membrane. Gene Ontology annotation, molecular function: transmembrane transporter activity. Gene Ontology annotation, biological process: transmembrane transport. The transcript is spliced from 13 exons. NCBI's taxonomy places the organism in Eukaryota, Metazoa, Mollusca, Gastropoda, Aplysiida, Aplysiidae. Bases 91 to 1896 code for a protein of 601 amino acids. The record is from RefSeq and is a predicted model, not a curated record.
UGAUCAUCAACAAAUCCCCUUACAGGCUACAGAAACACGCAGUCAAAACAAACCUUACGAGAUAAACGAAACGGUCACGAGUAAUUAGAAAUGACUCCCAAGGACGAAGUAAGUCGCGCAUCCGAAAGCUGUGAAAAAAACAAAGACGGCAAAGAUGGAAUGCUUUACCGCGUGGAUGACAACCCUUCGUGGAUCUUGUGCAUUCUUUUAGGAUUUCAGCACUACCUGACUGCUUUUGGCUCCACCUUGUCCGUGCCGCUGAUUCUGGCCGGCCCACUGUGCAUGGGCGGCGACACAGUGGGGCUCAGUGAGCUCAUAGCCACCAUGUUCUUCGCUUCUGGAAUCACCACCAUUUUACAAACCAGUAUCGGAGUGAGGCUUCCCAUUAUUCAAGGUGCAACCUUCGCUCUCCUGGCUCCUACACAAAGUAUUCUCAGUCUCCCGGAAUGGACAUGUCCCAGCAAUAUUUCAGCUUCAAACAUCAGCGACUGUGUGGGUGGAAGUGGCAACUCCUCGGUGUGCGCUGAUCCACGGGAGCUGUGGUACCCUCGAAUUAGAGAAGUGCAGGGUGCCAUAUGUGUGGCUUCGUUAUUUCAAGUGGUUAUUGGCUGUUCUGGUGUCCUGUCCUUCUUCUUGCGAUAUAUUGGACCUCUGACCAUCGCUCCCACCAUCACUCUCAUUGGCCUCAGCCUCUUCGAGGUGGCGGCUUACAAGGCGUCCUCUCAUUGGUGGAUCUCUAUCACGACAAUUGUUCUCAUAGCCAUAUUUUCCCAAUACUUGAAGAACAUAGACAUCCCAGUUCCAAGCAUGAACAGGGGUAAAUCUUGCUCUGUAAUACGGCUGCCCGUCUUCAAGCUCUUCCCGGUGCUAAUCGCAAUGGUCUUGUCUUGGCUUUUGUGUCUGGCCUUGACCUUAGGAGGCGCUCUCCCUGAUGAGCCUGGUAGCUGGGGAUACAUGGCGAGAACUGACGUGUCUUCUUCUGUGUUGGCAGACAGCCCGUGGAUACGUAUUCCAUAUUCAGGCCAGUGGGGUAUGCCGACGGUGAGCGCUGGUGCGGUGUUUGGCAUGCUGGCUGGGGUGCUUGCCUCCAUGAUGGAGUCCGUUGGAGACUACUACGCUUGUGCCAGACUAGCUGAAGCACCACCCCCACCCCCAAACGCUGUCAAUCGAGGCAUUGCUGUGGAGGGUGUAUGCUGCAUCAUCACAGGGCUGCUCGGGACCGGAAACGGAAGCACAUCCUACAGUGAAAAUGUUGGCGCCAUCGGCAUCACCAAAGUAGGUAGCAGGAGAGUAGUGUUCACUGCUGGUGUCCUGCUGAUACUGUUGGGCUGCCUGGGAAAGGUCGGAGCGCUGUUUGUCACCAUUCCUGAACCUGUGGUCGGAGGCAUGUUCAUCUCUAUGUUCGGUAUGAUCACUGCUGUCGGUCUGUCCAAUCUUCACUUCGUGGAUCUGACCUCCACCAGAAACCUGUUCGUCAUAGCCUGCUCCCUGUUUUUCGGCCUGUGUUUCCCUCACUGGAUGUCGAAACAAAAGCACCCGAUUAACGUUGGUGUGCCCGCCGUUGACCAGAUUCUGACAGUACUCCUAAGCACAAGCAUGUUUGUAGGCGGUUUCAUUGGCUUUUUGCUUGACGUCACUCUCCCAGGUACGCUGAAAGAGAGAGGUAUGUUAACCUGGAGGUCAGAGGUCACAUCCAAUGACAAGGGCGAAAUGGUGGCCGAGAACAGGUGUGACGACAAAGGUCAGAGUCACAUCUACGACAUCCCGUUCCUGCAAAAGUACAUUGACCGAAUUCCGGCCUGCCGUUACGUGCCUGUCUUCGUCACCAAAAGUGCGAGUGGAGAAGAAACGGGCGCCAUGACUCUUGAAAAGAAAGAAAAGAACGAUAUUGUGUGAGGACCAAGAGACACAUUGAAAGAAAAGACUAUUUUGCACAUCUUUUUAAAUGUAAAUGUAUCUGACAAAGGAAUGCACAAAGACAUACUCAUACUUGCCUUCUCUAAGGUACAAAGGGGAAAACAUUUAAUCAAUAAGCUUAUUCAGAAACACACCUGGAUGCGCCAUUGCUGUGUGUGUGGGUUUUUUUUAGCUGAGUCAAUAAGGACAAACCGAAUCGCUACUAUCUUACAUUUUUAUUUGACAUUGAGACUGUAUAGCACUCAAGCACUGAAACAGAAGUUACGAAGUCCCGGUGUUCUCUCGAGCAUGGUGGGUAGUUGGAAUGUGUUUAAAUGUAGUUUACUCCUUAUUUCCUAUCAAAUAUCUAUCAUCCCUAUCACGUCUCUAAUCUUCGGCACCAACAUGACCUAACUGUGUUGCAUGCUGAUAAACUCGUUCUAUAACUAUAAACUCUGUAGAACGAGAUUAUUAGGAUUUCCUUCAUUUCUGUUUGAACACACGCUUACAUGAACAAACUGUCAUACAGUGUCUUUACACACAUUCAGUGACCCCCAAUGUUUCGUUAUAUUGUUAUGAUAUAACUGUACCAGGAAGGUGAUCUGAUAUGACGACAUUUUUUCGUGUACCUGCUGUUAUGGCAAAAUACUUGUAAGUUAAUCAGUGUUUUUCCAAAGUGCUGGUUAUCCACAUUCACGUCAAUAUUACUCUUCGUGGCUUGGGAUCAUGUGACUGUUUUUGUUUUGGAGUGAUAUACGAGUAUGUACCUACUACCGUUUGAGUGCAGUUAUUGUAGCAGCAGCAGUAAAUACUCUUGUGACUACAUACAAUAGGAAUAUCGCGCUAAAUUCCUAUUAUGAUUGUAUAGUCGGUGGCUUAGUGGUUAGGCUUGCAACAGUCAGGUCAUGGGUUCAUAUCCUGUCAGGGGCCCGACAUGUCUUUGGGAAAGGCACUUUACACAACUUUUCCCCAUUUCAACCAGGUGGGAAUGCGUAUCUAGCCAUAGACAGAAAAAAAUCUUAUCAGUAUGUUUGUGUUUUAGAGCCUAUAAAAUGGCUGCUCGCACUGUAU